AUGGACGAGAAAAUUGAGGAGAUAGAAAAACUUCUGGUCAAGCCAAAGGAGUGGAAAUAUGCCGGAGAAGUGAGCGCCAGAAAGAGGCCGAAGAACAGUUUACUGGCCCAGGAGGAAAUAGACUUUAAGCAAGGGCCUCCGCUUAUUCCAUUUUCGUCGAAGCAGGACGAUGAAGUAGAGAAGAUUACUUUGCAGAGAAUCCGAGAAGGAACAUUUGACAACCAUGCAUACAACAUUAGGGAGGAGGUUGAUAUUGCAGAUGAAAUUCCCGAGGUUGGUGACUUGGAGUCCAAUGACAUCCUUGCUCUUUACAACGAAAUUGAAGGGGAUCUUAUGCAGAUUGUCGACUUUGGAAAUAAUGGAUUUGUCCCUGAUAGUGAGAUAAGAAUGGUCAGGGAAACGGAAAAGCCCUUGGCUUCUAGAAAGAAGCCCGGAGCUAAAUCGCUCGAUGGAAUCAAGAAUGUCACUGUCCUAAAAAACAAUUGA
Molecule: messenger RNA, 486 nt
Organism: Encephalitozoon cuniculi GB-M1
Lineage: Eukaryota; Fungi; Microsporidia; Unikaryonidae
Exons: 1
Coding region: 1-486 (161 amino acids)
Biological process (GO): rRNA processing
Cellular component (GO): small-subunit processome; nucleus; Mpp10 complex
Source: RefSeq, marked provisional